Messenger RNA from Paramecium primaurelia, 1403 nucleotides. The record is from the annotation of a GenBank genome assembly. Lineage: Eukaryota; Ciliophora; Oligohymenophorea; Peniculida; Parameciidae.
AAAAUAAAAAUAUUUUUAUUAGAAUAUUUAUGGAUCAAGCUACAUAAGAUUUAUAAGAAAAUUGGAUAGAGGUAAAUUAUUAUCAUAAAUUAAUAAGUAAGUCGAAACAUUCGAAGAAUUAACCUUAAGCAAAGAUUUAUUGAGAGGCAUCUUCUCAUAUGGUUUUGAAAGACCAUCAGCCAUCUAACAAAAGGCCAUUAAACCAAUCAUCCUAGGAAAAGAUGUAUUAGCAUAAGCUUAAUCAGGUAAAUACUCUAAUUUUAUUAUAUUUUAUAGGAACUGGAAAGACAGGUACAUUUACUAUAGGUGCUUUACAAAGAAUAGACCCAAAUUAAAGAAAAACAUAAGUCAUCAUAUUGGCACCAGUUAGAGAAUUAGCAAAGCAAAUUUAUGAUGUUGUCAAAGGAAUAGGAUAAUAUUUAAAUAUAGAAGCCUUUUGUUGUAUUGGUGGAACAUCAACUUAAGAAACUAGAGAAAAAUGUAAAUAAGGUGUACACAUCAUCAUUGCUACACCAGGUAGAUUGAUUGAUAUGAUGAAAAACAAAUAUUUGGAUGCCACUUUCAUGAAAUUAUUAGUAGUUGAUGAAGCUGAUUAGAUGUUAGAUUAAGGAUUUAGUGAUAAUUUUGCUGAAAUUCUUAAAAUGGUACCAGGAGAUAUCUAAAUUGGUAUAUUUUAAUCAUAUAUUCUUCAUAGCAUUAUUUAGUGCAACAUUCCCAUAAGAAAUUAUUGAAUUAAGUAAAUAAUUUUUGAGAGAAGGAACAGCAAAGAUUUUAGUCAAAAAAGAAUAAUUGACUUUGGAAGGUAUUAGAUAAUUCUACAUUGCCAUUUAAUAAGAAGACCAAAAAUUCAAAGUUUUGGUUGAAUUAUAUAAGAAUCUUACAGUUUCAUAAUCAAUAUUAUUUUGCAAUUCUAAAAAAACAGUUGAUGAUCUCUAUGAUAAAUUGACAACAGAAGGUUUUACUGUUAGUAAAAUCCAUAGUCAAAUGGAAUAAAAAGAGAGAGAAUAAGUAAAUUAAUUAUAUAUCAUUUUAGGUUAUGUAAGAAUUCAAAAAAGGAGCUGCAAGAAUUCUAGUUUCUACAGAUCUUAUGGGAAGAGGUAUUGAUGUUUAAUAAUUAUCUUUGGUCAUCAAUUAUGAAUUCCCAAGAUUAAAAGAAUAAUAUAUUCAUAGGUAUCAUAAAUAUAAAAUAUAUUUUUUAGAGUUGGAAGAGCUGGUAGAUAUGGUAGAAAGGGAGUUGCUAUCAAUAUGGUUGCUUAAUAAGAAGCUAAUCUUUUAUUAGAAGUUGAAAAAUAUUACAACACUAAAAUUGAUGAAAUGCCCAAAGAUUUGGCUGAAGUAGAAAAAGAAUUAAGUUGAAAAAUCAGUAUAUGUAAAAAUAAGAGUAUAUUUAUAUUAAAUUAAAC